Molecule: messenger RNA, 3295 nt
Organism: Conger conger (European conger)
Lineage: Eukaryota; Metazoa; Chordata; Actinopteri; Anguilliformes; Congridae
Product: fibroblast growth factor receptor homolog 1
Exons: 12
Coding region: 433-1659 (408 amino acids)
Biological process (GO): cell surface receptor protein tyrosine kinase signaling pathway; multicellular organism development; positive regulation of kinase activity
Cellular component (GO): signaling receptor complex
Molecular function (GO): ATP binding; transmembrane receptor protein tyrosine kinase activity
Source: RefSeq, a predicted model, not a curated record
CACAAAGAACUACCUCGAUUAACAGUAGUGUGACCUCUAAUACAAAAGUAUCUUCCUGAAGGAAAUCUUAUUUAGUGUCUUGGGUAUGUUUAACACAAGGUCAUUCUACAUGGCGUCUCUUUUAUAGAGAUCUUUUGUGUUGCAAGCCACAUUUCCCAUAGUGGUAAGUAGGGUAACCGGUAUCACACAACAACAGAUGUGAAGGAGUUUGAAUAUAAAGGAACCGUUAUGUGCCUUUUUGCACUUUUAAAAGCCUGAAGUGUAUUCACAAUUCCUGGACAUCAACUGUACAAGUAAAAUUGAAGAGGAUAUGUGCUAAACCAGUGGUCUUUUGGACUGCGACAGAAGACUGAUCUGCUUGACAUGUUCACACAUAGGUAACCUAGGCCACUGGACUUCACCAGAGCAGUCUUCCCUUUGACCACCUCAGCCAUGUCACACAACAUAAAUUCCACAGAAACCCCGAAGCCAGAUGGCUCGCACAUUAACUACACCCUCAUCAGCAUCUCAGCAUUCAGUGUGGUGGUCAUGGCUCUGCUCCUACUGCUCUGGCUGGUGAAAUAUCGCUCGCUGAUCCGCACCAUUCGUGACCUGAAGGGGGAGCAGCGGUUGCAGAACAUUCCUCCACCAGACAUCCCGGCCUCAGUGGACACGGUCACAAUCACCCUGGGGCAGACCACCCCCUCCGACAGUCCAAUGCAGAGACAGAAGUCCAAGUCGGGCUCCAGGUCACUAUGGAGACCUUCCCAAUCGGGUCCCCGCUUCACAAAGGCUGACUUGAGCCUAAUGCAGCUCAUCAAAGCAGGGAAGGAGGGUGUCUUCUACAAGGCAAAGUUGACAAGAGGAACCUGCAAAGGCCACUCAAUAUUCACCUGCAAGAUCACCAAAGAGGGUGUCACUGCUAAACGAGUGGAGACAGAGGUAUCCAUCAUGAGAAAACUGGGACACCAUAAGAACGUGCUACAGCUGCUGGACUGGAACUCCACUGAAGACCCCUACGUGCUGAUCCUGGAGUACGUGAGUUGUGGCACCCUGCGGAGCUUCCUGCAGUCGCACCGGGACAGGCUAAGCUCUGACAGUGAGCUGCAGAACCUCUUCACCAUGGCUGCCUACCACAUAGCACUGGCCAUGGACCACCUGCGCUCCAAAAUGGUGGUGCACUGCGACCUGGCCCUGAGGAACAUCAUGGUGAACAGCUUCCCCCGGGAGGUGAAGGUGGCCGAGUUUGGCCUGGCCCGAGACCUCACCCGCAUGAGGAGCCGACGCAGCAGCCGAAAAAAGCGCCGCGGGGAAAGAGUGCCUCUGCGAUGGUACCCUCCAGAGUAUUUCAGAAACAACUACUACAGUUUCAAAGGCGAUGUGUGGGCGUUUGGCAUAGUGCUCUGGGAGAUGCAAACCUUUGGCACCUUGCCCUACCCCAAUCUCGAGAGCUCGGAAGAGGUUAUCUAUCACAUCUGCGCUGGACAGAGAAACCCAGACCCUGAAAACUGCAGGCCAGAGAUACUGCAGGUGAUGAGGGAUUGCUGGCUGGAUCCCUACACCCUCAGGCCCUCCUUUGUGGACAUCGUCCGGAUCCUGGAGAUCAUCCUGGAGAAUGAUUUGGAUUACGUGGAUGUGGACAACCAAAGGCCACUGAUCGCCGGGCAACCUAACAACUGAGGCCCUGUGGAACCGGCCUGGAUUUGUGUCCCUCCAGCACCCAGAAGGCCCACCCCCCCCCCCCAUUUGCACAGCACUUGUAGCAUCAGAAUGGGAAGAAGUACAAAUGGACAGACAUUCAUUUGAGCUUCAAAAAACAAAACAUCAAUUAAACGGACAGAAGACACACCGUACCGUACACAGUACGGCUCUGUAUUUAAAAUGAAAUUAAUGAAGGCUGGUUUGCGAAUCCUAACAGUGACUAUUGUUUACUAUAAGUAAUUUGUUGACUAUAAGUUAUUUUUCUUAUUUAAAAAAAUAAAUGCCUUUGCCUAUGUCUUUCAAUAUUCAUAUAUAAGCCAAUGUAAGUAUCUUUGUAACAAUACAAUUUAGUAACUUUGUAACUGCACAAUGACAGGUGUAUGGUAUAUCUAAUCUUUCAAAUUGUUUGUGUAUGUCAUAGGUUGUAUCAUGGGUUGAUGUGGAAAAAUAUAUAUAUUUGAGUAAACACUCUUUAAGUGUCCAUGAAUAUAGUUCAAUUGCAAUAUUGCAAAUUUUCAUACAUGAAUUAUAGAUCCCUCCCAAGAAAAAAGUUAUUAAUUUUAUGCAGUUUGUUGAGAUACGAAUAGUCUACGUUACUGCAUGAAACAUUGAGCAACAAUUUGUGCAGCAAUAUUUAGGAUCAGUGCAACUACAUCGGAUCGAAGCCUGACCCCUAGUGGCUCCUUGUUAAAUUACAGUUUUACUCCAUUGUUUGAAUGCAUUGCAGCCAACUGUGGUGUAAGACUGCAAAUGCAGUGAUCACAACUUCAAAUGCAUUCACUGAACUCAUCUUACUGCUGAACUGAUGAUUUCUGGUUCGCACAACUGUCUUCAUUUUACACACAACAAUCACAUUGAAAACAGGGUUUGCAAAACAUUUAACACAAGUGCAGGAAGUGAGUACAGAUUUCACCUUUCAGUCUUUUGUGAAUGCGAGGUGGUGAUUUGAAUGAAAGACAUAAAGGAUAGAAUCAUUCCAAGACAAUGUUGUCUUUCAAAGUAUCACCACUGUGAGUUUGGCCCACUAUGGAGUUCUGUAGAGGAAUGUUGUUCUUUUCUAGCUGCCAACUGUGGUAUGCUAGUUUGAAAGUUGAUUUUACUCUUCAAGGGUUCUGAAUUUAUGUAUGUUCACACUAGGACUCGGAACAGUACUGUCCUCUCAGGUCCACUUUUGCACUUGUUCUUGUGUUUGAUUUGCACUUUGUUGUACGUCGCUCUGGAUAAGAGCGUCUGCUAAAUACCACGUAAUGUAAUGUAAUGUAAAAUGUGGUGCUAAUGAACGGGCUUAAUUAAUUUAUCAGCUUUUUGAAUCGAGACUUAAUUAUUGCUUGUGUGAACUUAUAAUUUCAUGUACUGUUUUUAUAAACCGGGUUUUAUUUUUCUUGUCUGUAGUGAGGAGUUUUUGUGAUGGUAUGUUCUUUUAGUAGACACAAUGAAAUCUUUUAGAACACAAUUCACUUUGCAGCAUGCAUUUGCUAUUUUGCAAACUGAAACUGUUUUUGUUUGAGUCACAUUCUGAAAACCUGCACAAUUGUUUCUAACAAUGCAUCCAAACAAUGAAAAAAAAAGAAAAAAAAAGUUGUGUUAUUAUAAAUGCAAUUCACUCUGAACAUGA